Messenger RNA from Meloidogyne enterolobii, 612 nucleotides. The record is from the annotation of a GenBank genome assembly. Lineage: Eukaryota; Metazoa; Nematoda; Chromadorea; Rhabditida; Meloidogynidae.
AUGAUUAUUGCUCGUUGUUGGUUAGAACAUCUAUUUAAAUGUGCUUUUAAGUGGUCAAUUUUUAAGUGUAUAUUUAAUCCACAAAUGAUCAAUAUUUUGUUUGAUAACGACAAAUCAAUUCCUCUUCAAUUUAACAUUGAAUUGACAAAUGUUUCUGUUAGAAACAAAAACUUUGAAAAUAUUUUGAACUUUUCUUUUAAUCAUUUAUCAAACACUCACCUUAACCUCAGUACCACCGAUGAUGACGUUAUUACAGAACAACAUACAAAUAUUUUAUUUAAUAAAAUAAUAAAUGAAGGAAAUAAAUUCCCACAAAUUUGGUUAAAUAAUUCUAAUUUUGCAAGGCUUUAUGAUCUUAUUAUAGAAUAUAUAGCAACAGCGAGAGAUUGUUCAAAAAUGGCGCCUGCUAUUACUUUACGCAUUCCUAAUUACACAAGUCAUAAAUUAAGUGAAAGAGCAGAAAAAGUUGAAAUUAAAGAAGAAGAGGGUCUAAAAUAUACAGGUCAUGAAAUUUCCAAUAUUUACAAUUCAAGAGUGAGAUUUUCAUUUGAAGAAAGAAAUUUUAUUAAAUCGGCAUAUAGUUCGUUUGAAAUCAGAAAAAUGAAAGUAUAA